Molecule: messenger RNA, 3302 nt
Organism: Cyprinodon variegatus (sheepshead minnow)
Lineage: Eukaryota; Metazoa; Chordata; Actinopteri; Cyprinodontiformes; Cyprinodontidae
Gene: arhgap42b
Product: Rho GTPase activating protein 42
Exons: 25
Coding region: 137-2848 (903 amino acids)
Biological process (GO): signal transduction
Cellular component (GO): cytoplasm
Molecular function (GO): GTPase activator activity; protein binding
Source: RefSeq, a predicted model, not a curated record
GGGAACAAAGUAGGGCAGGAAACCCGCUUUUUAGACAACUCUUAGAAGUUUGCAUCCACGUCUGUGCUGCGUGAUGUGAAGGGUGGAAAAAGUUUUAUUCCAGCAGUUAAAAAGUUUGGCGCAGUUACUGUGGACAAUGGGACUACCAGCGCUGGAGUUCAGUGACUCCUUUCUGGAUAGCCCAGACUUCAGGGAGCGCCUCAAAUACCAUGAAAUAGAGCUGGAACGGACUAAUAAAUUCAUCAAGGAGCUCAUCAAGGACGGGAACAUGCUGAUCACCGCGCUCAACAGUCUUUCUGCUGCAGUGCAGAAGUUCUCUCAGUCCUUACAGGAGUUCCAGUUUGAGUGCAUAGGUGAUGCUGAAACGGAUGAUGAGGUCAACAUUGCCCAGUCUUUCAAAGAAUUCUCCCAGCUGCUGAACACUGUUGAGGAGGAAAGAAGACGCUUGAUUCAGAAUGCUGAUGAUGUCUUGAUUACUCCUUUGGAAAAAUUUCGUAAGGAGCAAAUCGGAGCAGCAAAGGAGGUAAAGAAGAAAUUCGAUAAGGAGACAGAGAAAUACUACUCUACACUGGAGAAACAUCUCAACCUGUCAUCUAAAAAGAAAGAGGGAUACCUGCAGGAGGCUGAUAUGCAGAUUGACAAGGAGAGACAGCUCUUUUAUGAUACUUCUCUUGAGUAUGUUUUCAAAAUUCAAGAAGUGCAGGAAAAAAAGAAAUUUGAGUUUGUUGAACCGCUCUUGGCCUUUCUUCAGGGUUUGUUUACAUUCUACCAUGAAGGAUAUGAGCUGGCGCAUGAAUUCGAGCCAUACAAACAGCAGCUCCAGUUCAACCUACAGAACACACGGAACAACUUUGUUAGCACCAAGCAAGAAGUGGAGAAGCUGAUGAACAGGAUAAGGACUGCAGAUCAGGACUACAAACCCCCAGGCCAGUGGACCAUGGAAGGCUUCCUGUACGUCCAGGAGAAACGUCCUUUGGGAUGUACAUGGACGCGUCACUACUGCACCUAUGACAAAGGAAGCAAGACCUUCACCAUGAUCAACACGGAAACCAAGUCAGCUGGGAAACAGAAUGGCCUUGUCUUGAAUCAGCCAGAGACUUUCAAGCUCAAGUCCUGCAUUCGGAGGAAAACAGACUCCAUCGACAAGCGUUUCUGCUUUGAUAUCGAAGUGGUGGAAAGAAAUGACAUCUCUCGUGGAACUCUUUUCAGACCGCUUCGGUUUUUCUGUAAAGUCCGGCAUGGCGUUAUGACACUGCAGGCGCUGUCAGAGUCCAAUAGAAGACUGUGGUUGGAAGCCAUGGAUGGCAAGGAGCCGAUUUACAACCUGCCAGCCAUACUGAGCAAAAAAGAGGAAACGUAUCUUAAUGAGGCAGGCUUUAACUUUGUGAAGAAAUGCAUUGACCUGGUCGAGACCAGAGGCAUAAAUACAAUGGGGCUGUAUAGAAUCGGAGGGGUAAACUCCAAAGUGCAGAGGCUGAUGAGCACAGUCUUUUCUUCCAAGGCACCUGUGGAUUUCGAGCUGGAUCCUGAGAUGUGGGACAACAAAACCAUCACCAGCGGUUUGAAGAAUUACCUCAGGUGUCUCUCUGAGCCUCUUAUGACUUUCAAGCUGCACAAAGAUUUCAUCAUGGCUGUCAAGUCCGAUGACCAAAACUACAGAGUGUGUGCUGUCCAUGCUUUGGUACAUAAGCUACCUGAUAAGAACAGGGAAAUGCUGGAGUUACUGAUUAAACACCUUGUCAUAGUUUCUGCACAAAACCAGUUUAACUUGAUGACAGUGUCCAACUUGGGUGUUAUCUUUGGGCCGACGCUGAUGCGGUCGCAGGAGGAGACGGUGGCUGCCAUGAUGAACAUUAAGUUUCAGAACAUUGUGGUGGAAAUACUCAUCGAGAACUUCACCAAGAUCUUUCAACAGCCUCCGGAUCCCAAUGUGCCUCUGCCACAACCGCAGAGCAGGACCGGCUCCCGCAGGAACAGAGCCAUCUGCCUGUCCAAGGGGCCCCGCAAGCCCCGCAGUAUUUAUACCCCAACACUGUGCCUUGCAGAUGCAGAAAGUCCCUGCAUAGGUGACACCUUGAGCAGCAGUCCAAGCAGCACUCCGAUGGGAAGCAUGGAGUCUCUUUCAUCCCAUUCCUCUGAGCAGAAUACCUCCUCCAAAACCGCAUCCUCCAGACCAGGGACAAGCUACAGCAUGGCGGACCUCCUCCGUCUGACGCCCUCGCAGCUCUCCAACGGCCCUAGGACUGCGGGGUGUGUCAGCAGCCCCGAGUCCAGCUCCAGGGAGGAAGGAGGUCGAACAGAUGGAGAAUCAGAGGACACUUUUAGCCUGUCCUCCAUUAGCACAACACCUCAACUGUCUCCUGCACCCAAGAAAGCCCCCCACUGCUUCACUGACCUCAAGCCAGUCCUGCUGAAUCGCAACAUUUCUCCAUCACUGAAAUCCCUGCAAGGAUCUAAUGGCCAGCGGAGCUCCUCUGGAUCUGUUCAAAGUUUGUCAACACUGGAGGCCAAAGAGAGUUUAAAGCCCGGUGAUCACCCAAGCCUUCCACCCAAGCAAGUGAUCCGCCGCAGGACAGACGCCUCGACUAACAACGGCUACCAGAGGCCUGGCUCAGUGGUUGCUGCGAGAGCUCUGCUGUUUGAAAACCCCUCAUCUUCACAGUCCAUCCCAAAUGGAAGGGAUGCCAAGGCUAUGUAUUCCUGUGAAGCAGAGCACAGCAAUGAGCUCAGCUUCCCCCAGGGGGCGCUCUUCUCAAACGUCUACCCUUCUGUUGAACCAGGCUGGCUCCAAGCAACAUACGAGGGAAAAACAGGUUUAAUACCAGAAAAUUAUGUUGUUUACCUGUAACAAAGGAUCAAUUUGCCAUUUUAUUUGUGGUAACCAUGGAUAAAGCUCAUUGUUGUCCACUGUUGUGAUGAUCUUAAUAUGCAGUUCUUGGUCACAGAUUUACAUCUGCUAAAAAAUUGGAAUGAAUCUCUUUUGAAUUCUCAAUUAGCAGUGAUAUAUAUGUGAAGCGUUCUUCUUCCAGGGUGAAUUUUAAAUGCAAUACGCUGUAGGUAAAUUUUAUGUGAAUAUGAAAAUAUGUUAAUCUUGGAUACAUACAUACAUAAAUAAGUAAAAAAAUAAAUCCUUCGAAGAUAGGAAGCAAAGCUAAGGGUUUACAUACAUUGCUUAAGAUGGAGGUCUUCAACAGGGGGUCCACGGAGGUACUGCAUGGGGGGUCCCGAAAGUUUUGGUUGAUUAGACCUUUUAUUUAUAUUGCCCCUGCAUUUUUUCCCCCUACACUGUAGUAAACAGAUAA